This is a messenger RNA of Lymnaea stagnalis (great pond snail), 9622 nucleotides long. The record is from the annotation of a GenBank genome assembly. NCBI's taxonomy places the organism in Eukaryota, Metazoa, Mollusca, Gastropoda, Lymnaeidae.
CGCAGAAGAACACAUUGUUAACUGUUCAGAACAGACGCAGGCACAAAAAAAUAUACUGAAAUUAACGGAACUGACGUUAUGGCCACUGAGGAAGAAAAACUAACUUCUGCUGUUCUCAGAGUGGAGAAAGCGGUAGUAUUAUGGAUAAUAAAAAAAAUUCGCCUCAUUAGUUAUUAUUUCGGAAUUCCUAAAAAGGCUUUUCCCCUUAUUAAUACGUUUUAUUAAAAGUACCAUGCCUACCGGGGGUACCGCUUCACGUUCACUUGUUCACUGACUGUAUUAGUAUUAGUAUUAUUGCUAGAUUAUUUCAUCAUCAUUGUCAUUAUUUAUUAUAAUGUAGGCGUAGGCCUAUAUAGGGAUUGCAGCUCAAAACAUAAGAUUUUUUCUCAUCUGUUGGGGAAAUUCAAGUUGAAUGUUACCAUACUCUACUUAUUCAUACAGUCAGUUAGUACAUGCGGGGCACAAGCAUUUGUAAUUAGAGUUAAAGUUAAAGGUUGGCAUUUAUUAGUCAUUGUGAUUGUGUCAUUAGAAUUAGGCUGAUUAGGGGGGUUAACCUACUUACUACUACCAUUAGAAUGUAAUAUUUAUUAUAAUUAGUCCUAAAGCCUAAAGCAAUUUAUACCAAAUUCAAACACAGCAGAGCAAGAUCAAGAGUUUUUCUUCUUUUAAUUGGGUGGCAUAAUUUUAUAAAUUUAAAGUUUAAUUUAUGUUAAAAUAAUAUAUUCAAUAAUUGCUCUCAAAGUAUUCACUUCAAGCAAUGUUUAUUAUUUCAAAAUGGACACAAUUCUGUUAGUAUUGGAAGAUUCAUAAAAAUAAAAGUAAAAGAUUGAAAUUUCAAAAUUGAAAUAUCAUUUUACAGGAGAAAGAAAUGGAACGUCUGCAAGCUGAGCUUGCCGCUGUGUCAGAUCCUGCUAAAUUACUGAGUGAAGGAUAUGCAUCUCCGGAACUGGAAAAACUGAGAGUGGAGAACCAAAAACUCAAAUUCCAGAAGAAUCAUUUAAAAAGCGUAAGAAAUCAAGAUUUGUCUAUUUUUUUAAAAAUUUCACUUUGAUAACAUCCAUAAAAGGAAGAAUUUAUUAUUAUUCUGUAUGUUUCCAUGUUCCCUCACAGAGUAAGGGCAGACAUGAUUAAGGCUGUUUUAAGAGAUUGCAUGUUCUGUCUAACCAAAAAAAACUCCAUUUUUUAUACUGUUCAAACAUCAUACCAGACUUUUUACAAAUGCCCGGGAAAAUGUGUUAUCCUUUUUUCCCCCGCAGUACUUGGCAGAAGAAGAAAAACGUGUGCGUGAUUAUGCUUUAGAUAUACGUGGCAUUGUUGAGGAUGUCUUCAAAUAUGCAAUCAGUGCUGCCUUCCCUGAGCUUGCAGACCCAACUAUUCUUGUGGUGCCCAGCACUAAGUUUGAUGACUACCAGUGUAACAGUGCCAUGCCUAUUGCACAGGUUUGUUAUAAUGUUGUACAUAAAGUUUUCUGGAAUACAUUAUUUAAAAGAAUUUAUUUUAAAUACAGUCAAUAUACUCUCACUAAAUUUUACAAACCUAUUUUCACUUUGAUGUAUACAUUUUUAUAUUGGUGUAUUUUUUUGUAUCUUGUUAACGAAAUGAUGUAUUCUUUUUUUAAAUAAAAAUAUUGGUUACUUCAUUUCAGCAACUUGGAGCUCUGAGUGGUAAAAAAGUGAACCCAAGAGAUGUAGCACAGGCCAUUGUUGCCAAGCUGCCAGAAACAAAAUUCUUUGAAAAGGUAAUAAGGGCCAUUUAUAUAUUACUUAAUAAUAAUAAUAAUAAUAAGUGGUCUUAUAUAGCGCGGUACCCCGGUCUAGGGCUGGGCUCACCGCGCUGUACAUAUAUAGCAAAGAGGCAUAAUCAUAAUAUUAAAAUAAAAUACAUAAAUGAAAUAAAAACAACAUAUAAGCAAAACAACACCAUAGGUAUAUUCAUCCACCCACACCAGACAUUUUUACAAGGAAACCCAUGUACGUUUAUCGGUUUAUAGGAGGAGAAUCAGUCAGAGUAGUAUAGUUUAAAUAGAUGUGUUUUGAGUGCAGUUUUGAAGGCCUGUGUGGUUGUUAUAUUGCGGAUGUGUAGUGGCAAAGAAUUCCAUUGUUUGGGGGCGCAGAAAGAGAAAGAUCGUUCACCAUAUAAUUUAGUGCGUGUCUUGGGAACGGACAGAAUACGCGAGUCUGCGGAGGAGCGAAGUUGUCGAAGGGGUGAAUAGACAGAAAGAAGUUCAGUUAGAUAGGAAGGGCAGGAAUCCGAGAAAAAGUUGUGACAGAGAAGAGACAGCUUGUAGUCAAUGCGUGCCUGUAUAGGGAGCCAAUGUAGUGAGUGGAGUAGUGGAGUGACGUGAUCGCGUUUUUUUGCCUUAAGAACAAGCCUAGCAGCAGAGUUUUGAACUUUCUGCAGUUUUUCUAUAAAAUGUUUCGGUGAACCUGACAGAAGUGAGUUGCAAUAGUCAAGACGAGAGAGAACAAGAGCACAGACUAGAGUUUUUGUUGCGCUAACUGUCAGGUAGUGGCGGAUGGAGCUGAUCUGACGGAUGGCGGUGUAUGCCGAACGACAAAUGUGAGAGAUAUGUUUAUCGAGAGACAUGUUGUUAGAAAGAAUAUAACCAAGAUUCCUAGCAGAGGGUGUAAACUGUAUGUCGGAGUUACCUACUUGAAAUGAGGUGGGAAGAGUUGAGGUAGAGGAUGAUUUGUGAUUGUAAAUGAGGAGUGCUUCUGUUUUGUCAUCAUUAAGCUUCAACUUGCUGAGUGUCAUCCAAGACUUGACAUCAUCAAUGCACCCCCGCAAAGUCUGGACAGCGGAAUCGACAAGAGAUGGAUGGGUAUGCAUGUAUAGCUGUGUAUCAUCUGCAAAUGACUGGUUCUCAACAGCAUGCCUCCCGAGCAAGAGGAGUAGUGGUCUGGUAUACAUUAUGAAUAGAACCGGACCCAAAACGGACCCCUGUGGCACUCCGUACACCAAAUCAGCACUGCCGGAGAGACAGCCAUCGACAGAGACCAUUUGCGUUCUAUCAGAGAGGUAGGACCUAAACCAAGCCAAAACCGAACCAGAAAUUCCAAAGUAGUUUUCAAGGGUUUUGAAAAGGAUUUCAUGGUCAACAGUGUCAAAGGCCGCACUGAGGUCUAAGAGGAUCAAAAUGGAGACAUUACCGCUGUCCAUUGCGCGCAAGAGGUCAUUACUGACUCUCAAGAGAGCUGUCUCCGUGCUAUGGAAAUGUCUAUAGGCCGACUGAUUAGAACUGAGAAGAGAGUGAUCAUUUAAGUAAGCAAAAAGUUGUUUUAGGACUAGUUUUUCAAUAACUUUAGAUAAAAAUGAUAAGUUAGAUACAGGUCUAUAGUUUUUUAAAUUAUUUUCAUCCAGACCGGGCUUCUUAAGCAAUGGUUUGAUGACAGCUGAUUUGCAAAGAGGCGGAACAGUGCCAGAAUAUAAGCUUUCAUUUAUUAUGCGGGUUAUUGUUGGGAGCAAGAUAUCUAAUGACUCAACCAACAGGGGGGUUGGGAUGGGAUCCAAAUAACAUGACGUAUGUUUAGAUUUUAGGAUUAUAUUUUUUACCUCAAGUUCUGAAACAGGUUUAAAAAUAUUAAAAUGGGAAGUAAGACAAGGGAAAGGAGGCAAUUCAAGGGGAGGGGCAUCAAGACGAUCAAGCUCAGCUCGAAUGUCAGCUACUUUGCUUGUAAAGAAAUUACAGAAAAUAUCUGGUUGCUUGGGCAGGGGAAACACCGAAGGAAGCGCAGUUCCUUUGUUACUCCCCCUAAGGUGACCACAAACAUCAAACAACUGCCUGCUGGUUUUACCCAUAGUUAUCUUUUGGCUAAAAUACGUAGUCUUUGCACGACAAACAAUCUGAUUGACACGCUUCUUGGCAGCGUAAAAUAUCUGCUUAAAAACCACAAGACCUGACCUUAACCACUUCUUUUCUGCACUACGGCGCUCUUUCUUGGCACUGCGUAGUUCCUCCUUGAUGGUCGCAUACCAGGGAGAUGACCGCUUUAGACUAAAAUUGCGGCGGGUGACAGGGGCGUGUCGGUCAAGCACAGCGCGCAAUGCACGGUCUAGUGAUUCCAAUGUGGGGCAGAGGGCAGGGGACACUUCUACGCUUAGGUCAUGCUUAAAUGCAUCCCUGUUUAUAGCUCGCAGACUGCGCACCUCCCUAAACUGAGGGGGAGGGUUGGGGGCACUAACACUAAGUUCACAAAUAACACAGAAGUGGUCAGAGGACAGCUCUUGUGUGAUUGAAGUAGAUCUAACUACACCAUCUUGAGGCCUAUGUAGUACCCAGUCAAGAAUAUGUCCACGAUUAUGAGUCGGUUGGUCGACCGAUUGGUGAAGACUGAAUAAAUCCAAGAGAUCCAACAUCCUAGCAGUGGAGGGGUGCUGUGGUUGAUCAAAAUGGAAGUUCAUGUCGCCUAGUACAAUGUAAGUCCCGGUCAAUGUGUUGCAGUGGUCAAUCAAAUCCGGGAAUUCUCGAUGAAACACUGAGUCGGUCAAUUUAUUUUUCUUACUAGGGAAGGUGCGAUAUAUGCACAUGAAAUGAACUGUCUGCUGGGGCACUGACAGUGUAAAUUGAACUACCUCAAAAGACGUGUGGACGAAUGGGAGGUCUGUGACAAAAGCUGUAUGAUGGGACAACGUGUCUCUAUAUAUAAUAGCAAGGCCUCCGCCGCGAGUUGAACGGGGAAAUGAUCUGGCAGAAUAGCCAUAGGGAGCGAGAUCGGUGCACUUCCCCUCAUCGCCAGUCAGCCGAAACCAGGUCUCCUGGAUAAACAGAAUGUCAAUCUGCCUAUCAGAGACAAAUUCGGAGACUGCAAUUCGUUUCUCAUAGGGGCCAAGCGACUGGGCGUUGAAUGUGGCAAUGAGAAGUUGUUUGUUGAUAGAACGUGGAGAGGUUUUGAUGUGAAUGAGGUUGGCAGGGUCCGAGUAGUGUAGAGUAGGUCUUGGUAAAGAAUGAGUGACAAGUUGUUGUUGUUUUCGUCUACCACCACGGUGGGUGCGCUUCCGAGGCAGGCCUCGACCAAUCAAAAGCUCUUUCAGUCGACACACGAGGUCAGCGGUCAGAUGCGUACGCUUGGCAUUCAUUGACAAAAGACGAUCACGUGUGUAUGCAAGCACAGGUCGGUUACCGCCGUGGGGGCUGCGUGUGUCACUGACCGUAACGUCGACUUGACCGAGCGAUGAGCGUGGUGCCGACAAAGAUGGCCGACCGUGUAGGCGGUGAAUCUCACUAACCUUUGCAACAAAGAAAAUCCAAAACAACAAAAGUCCAAAGUUAGGAGGGACACAAAACAUAUCCGAAUCAAAGUAGUGGUCCAUGGUGGAUAUCCAGUACAGAAAAACAAUACAAAAAUCAGUCAAACACACAUAAAAUUGCAUUCAAUCAGGAGCCCGAGUCUAUACGUGCCUGCAAGGCGUAGCCUCGUUCUCGUUCUACUUACACAAAUCCAAGUCAUUUUUUUCAUACAAUCCCAUUUUUUGGCUCCCCUCCCCUAUGCAUAUGUUCAUAUGAGCUUCUUACACUACCCCCAAUACAAUCUUUAAUUAUACUCUAUAAAUUAUAAUGUAUAAAGCAAAUAAAGAAUGUGAUGAUAAAUGAAGGACUGCCUUCAAGCUGUGUGAAGGAAUGUGAAUUGGGCUAAAAAUUGUUGCAUUUUUUUUUUCAUUUUUCAUAAUCGUUUCUGGGUGUUUAAUCUUUGGCUCAAGCGAAAGAAAUAAUUAUGUCACACCCAUAGAAACAUACAAAGACAUAAAGGGAAUUAAAGUUUUCACUAGGCUAAAUAUCUCCAUUAGGAUAUCUAGUGAGAUCGAUUGUGAAAACAGAAAGAACUGAAAUUUUUACGAAACAUUGCAGAUAUAUUUUUAUAGCCUUUGAAUUAUAAUUAGAGAUUUCCAAGAUUUUUAGGUGACAGACAGCCAUAUUAGAGGUAUAAAGAUGUUUUUUAUGGAUUGUCAGAAAAUCGGAAUAAUUAUUGCAGAAUUUGUACUUAAAUUCAAGUAUUUGCAAUGUUUGGUAUUAAAUUUGAUGUAGUUCAUGUAAUGAAAAUGACAAACAUUUUUUGUUAUAAGUCUUUCGUUAUUCAGUUAACAUACUGGAAUUAACAUAUUUUAUUUGAUUAAAAACAGGCUCUGUAAAUGUAUUUAUUAUACCUGCUGAAAUAAAUCUAAGCCCCUCUAUUUCUAGGAUAACUCUCAAAAGCUUCCAUGGACUAAAAUAAAGAAAUUCUGGUUUAGAUUUAAAUGUCAUUGACUGUGAUACUUCAGCAAUUAGGGUAAAAAAUUCAUGUUUAGAAUUCAUGACGUUAACAGAAAAAGCCAGUUGUAUUCAAAACAAUUUUUUAAUUUUAACUUACAGGUUGACAUUGCUGGACCUGGCUUCAUCAAUGUGGCAUUAAGGAAAGAGUUUGUGUCCAAAGAGCUGACCUUUCUCUUAACUCAUGGGGUAAAACCACCUAAGAUUGAGAGGAAGAGAGUUGUCAUCGACUAUUCAUCACCUAAUAUUGCCAAGGAAAUGCAUGUUGGUCACUUGAGGUUGGAUAUUUCAUUUCGUUUAAAAAUUUUAUUUUUAUAUUAUAUUCAAAACUUAAAAAAAACAAAAAACCUUCUUUGCAAUGUUCUUAAUAUCAUUACGAGGGACAGAGAUCUGACUUUCCAAUCCUUGAUUGAAUUCCAAUUUUUUUUUUAGACUUCAGUGCGGUCUCUGAUACCGUUGACCAUCAGACCCUUUACAAAACACUUGAAAAUUACUUUGGAAUUUCUGCUUCAGUUUUGGCUUGGUUUCGGUCCUACCUCUCCGAAAGAAGGCAGGUGGUCGCUGUUGAUGGCUGUCUCUCCGGCAGUGCUGACUUGGGGUACGGAGUGCCACAGGGGUCCAUUUUGGGUCAUGUCCUAUUCACAAUGUAUACCUGGCCACUUCUCCUCCUGCUCGGGUGUUGAGAACCAGUCAUUCGCAGAUGACAUGUACCUAUACAAGCAUGCCCAUUCCUCUCUUGUCCAUUCUGCUUUCCCCACCUUGCAGGAGUGCAUUGGUGAUAUCAAGUCAUUGAUGACUCUCAGCAAGUUGAAGCUAAGCGAUGACAAAACGGAAGCACUCCUCAUUCACAAUCAUGAAUCAUCCUCUAACUCAGCUCUCCCCAUCUCGUUUCAUGUAAGUUGCUCCGAUAUAGAGUUCUUCUAGGAAUCUUGGUUACAUUCUUUCUGACAACAUGUCUCUCCAUAAUCAUGUUCCUCACAUCUGUCGCUCUGCGUACACCACUAUCCGCCAGAUCAGCUCCAUCUACCACUACCUCCCAGUCAAAGCAACAAAAACACUAGUCUGUGCUCUUGUUCUCUCUCUUCUUGACUAUUGUAACUCACUUCUGUCAGGUUCACCAAAACAUUUCAUAGAUAAACCGCAGAAAGUUCAAAACUCAACUGCUAGGUUGGUUCUAAAGACAAAGAAAUAUGAUCAUGUCACUCCACUACUUCACUCACUUCAUUGGCUCCCCAUACAGGCACGCAUUGAUUACAAGCUGUCUGUUCUCUGUCACAACUUUUUCUCUGGUACCUCCCCUUCCUAUCUUACUGAACUUAUUACUGUCUAUUUAGCCCUUCGAAAGCUUAGUUCCUCCGCAGACACGUGUAUUCUUUCUGUUCCUAGAACACACACUAAAACUUUGGUGAACAGUCUUUCUCUUUCUGCGCCCCCAAACAAUGGAAUUCUCUCCCACUACACAUUCGCAAUAUACUGACCAAACAGGCCUUCAAAACUGCACUCAAAACACAUCUCUUUAAACUCUUAAUAUCCUGACUGAUACCCCCCAAUGGCCGAUAAAUGAUGCUGUUGGCUGUCGUCCAGGGCUUAAGAUGUAAAAGUUCUGGGGUGGGUGGGGUGAAUAUGUUUUUUGUUUUGUUGUUAUACAGCUGUUUUUUUUUUUUAUUAAAUAAAUGUAUGCGAUUUUUUUAAAAUGUUAUGAUCAUGUUUGCUAAUAUUUUAUGUACAGCGCAGUGAGCCCAGUCCUUGGCUGCUUUACCGCACUUUAUGGAAGGACUAAUAAUAAUAAUAAUAAAGUUGACAUUUUCCUACCUCCCAACUUAUUAUUUUUGGAACCAAGCUUCAACGGAAAUAUUUCUUUGCCUAACUUCCUUUUAGAGAACUUAUGUUAAAGAGAUGGUUUUAAAAUUUGGAAAUGUAUUUUUUGGUGAUGCUGUAUAUAUAAGAAUUAUUGGGUAGCAUCAUUGACAGUCAAUAAGUCUAAACUCUGGAAUAUAAACUUUGGACACAGAAUUAGGAUGUCUGGGUUAAAAAAAUGUGAGUAUGCUGCCCUUAUGUUGCUAUAGGCAACUAUAGUAGUAUCGUGGGCUACAAUUCUCAUUCACAGCUUUGAAUGACAUAUUUCCCUAAACUUGAUGAAACAGAUUAUGACUAAAAUGAAGCAAGCGUAAAAGUUUACAUUAGAGUUUCAGAUAAAAUUGAAAAAAAUAUAUGACAUGGUUUUAUAACCUAUUAUUAAAACACUGUUAAUAUGAUUUUUCUAUAAGGAAAAUACAAUGAUCUGUCUUUGAAAAAAAUCUGUUUCUUAAACAAAUAUUUUGUCAUUGAAAGUUAUGUCCCAACUCUGAAAGGCUUGUCAUGCAUUUGGUCUAAUAUAGAAGGCUGUUGGUUACAAAAAAAUUGAGAUGCUAAAUGCUGCAGUACUUUUCUACAGGUCAACCAUUAUCGGUGAGAGUUUGAGCCGGCUCUUGGAAUGGGUAGGCCAUGACGUGCUGCGACUCAAUCACUUGGGAGACUGGGGCACUCAGUUCGGCAUGCUCAUUGCCUACCUGAUUGAGAAGUACCCUAACUUGCUGAAGGAGAAACCACCCAUUGAAGACUUGCAGGCAUUUUAUCAGGUAGAGAAAGUUUCUGUAAAGUUGUCUGCUUCAAAUCUGGCUCAAUGCUCUACAUAAAAAUAAACAGUGCAAGUAGCUUUUGAAACUUGAUGCUGCUCAUCAAUGAAGUAGGUUUAAUUAAAUUAUCACCAUCGUGCUAGAGGGUUUUAAAUGGUUAGAAAGGUGACAAGGUGGAAAAAUCAGACCAGUGGUCCACCAUUUCCUUUAUAGACUACAUAUCUACACAAGCUAAGAGUGUUUGCCUCUGCCUUUAAUGGGUUUUGCUGUCAAAUGCUUUUUUGGCCGGAGCGUUCACUUUCUGUUAUUGUCCUUCUUCAGGUUUUCUUAUGGUAUCCAACAGGGUUUCCACAAUGAUCUUCUACAGGUGCUUGAAAUGCAUCAUGAAUUUAGAAUUUUAGAACAAAGAUACUAAAUUUUAACCUUCCAAAUUUCUUCACUAAAUUACUUUUGUUCAUGGUUUGAACGAAUCUUAAGUUUGUAGUUCAUAGUGCCUGUUGAACAAUUCUAGUUGAAACACAGAAUCUUUUAUACUCUGUCUUGAGGGCGACUUGGCUCUGUUUUGUUUAAACUGAUUGUAAGCUUUAGUGUGGUGAAACCAGUCUUUAUGGAUAAUUUGUACAAGUUUGUUAGUGGCUUACUAAGUUGUUUUGUUUAUUUCCAUCAGGAGUCAAAGGUCAGAUUUGAUAGUGAUGAAGAUUUCAAGCGCCGUGCCUAUGAUUAUGUUGUGAAACUUCAGUCCAAGGACCCUUUCACCUACCAG